AUGGACGUCAACACAUUUCCAUAUGAGCUUCUAUCCAUCAUCAAUUCGUAUGCAGCGGAUUGGGUUGGCUUUGAAAGUCUUUUGGAAGUCUCUCCACAGUUAAAGGAUCUUUUCAAUGUUGACCCAAACACGAAGGCGGAUCUUGAAGCUGUACGCCUGGUUGAAACGAUCCUUCAGCACAACCCUGUUAUGCGCUACGAAUUGCAUUCCAUAUUUCGAAUGGCUCUAAAACUCCGCCUGCAUUCCACGCCAAAGGUCGGUCUAGCUGAGUUCAUGGCUCAGGAUCAUUCUUUGUCGUUGAUGACCUCCCCUCCUUCGAUCUCCCGAGCCGUGCUCAAGGAGAUGGUAAGCAUUGCGGCCAACAUUCAACGACUUGCGUGCGCCUGUUUGACUACUCUCUUGGAGCGUGUUCGAAAAGUUCAGCCAUGGUGUUGGAAGAAGGCUGUUAGGGAUGGCACAGAGCCAUAUCAGCCGCGUGAGGCUGGCCCACCGUCAUGGAUCGAGGAGUAUCGCGUCUAUCGUGCGCUCUGGCACCUACAGUUGUAUUCUGAUCUUUCAGCCACUGGGGAGCGGCUAAAUUGGCCUCAAUGUGAAAUUGAGGCUUGGUGGUUCGCACGCAUGGGCUGGGAUCAAGUGCCCGUGGUGUUGGGGGAAGAAGUCCGAACCCUAUCAGAAUGCUUGGAAGGUCUAUGCAGAGUCAAUCCAAUUCUUCGCCAUACGAAGGCCAGGGGUCUCAAGUAUGAUAGACAGGAGAAGUAUCUGUUCGAGAUAUGUUUCAUCUCUCGCCUCCCACACUCAUCUCAACUGCGUCGCGAGUUUCAUGUCUGGGCCCCUUCACCUCCGCCUGAGAUCGCCAUUGCCGAGGAUGGCUUUCCCAUGGAUACUUGGGGUCAGGGGGUGGAAUCAAUCCAUUUGAAUCGUAUCUCCGCUAUUUUUCGAGCCUGUCAAGUUCGCACAAGCACCCAUCCCGCUAGGUAUCAAGUCUGCCGGAUUCAAGAUUCCCGUCCAUGGCGAGGACUAGGUAUGCCCAUCUGGGACGCCUGGAGAUGUUACUGCCUAGGCCUAUGCUCGUCUGAUAAUUGCCGCGGACUCCAUCCUGGUCCAAUUCCGACUCCUGACGGAUCACACGUGCCAAAAGGCUGCAUUCCCAUUGCCCGGGGAUCGGAAAUCGAUUACAGGAUUUCGGUUUUCAUCCAUGCCAUGAUGCAGAUGGAAGAUGAAGAAUACAAUUAG
Molecule: messenger RNA, 1233 nt
Organism: Aspergillus tubingensis
Lineage: Eukaryota; Fungi; Ascomycota; Eurotiomycetes; Eurotiales; Aspergillaceae
Exons: 1
Coding region: 1-1233 (410 amino acids)
Source: RefSeq, a predicted model, not a curated record